Molecule: messenger RNA, 1107 nt
Organism: Coccidioides posadasii C735 delta SOWgp
Lineage: Eukaryota; Fungi; Ascomycota; Eurotiomycetes; Onygenales; Onygenaceae
Source: RefSeq, a predicted model, not a curated record
AUGAGCUCAGCAUUCUCAUUUGGUUUCAGCGGCGAUGAUAUUGACGAAAGUGAAAAUAAUGUUGAAGUGAAGGACGAGCUGCAACAUCUAGGCCAGCCUAGUCACCAAGCUUCUAGUGACGCAGCACCGGUACUUCAAGAGGCCACGAAGAUUGAACUAGAUGAUAUCAUCUCUUAUAAUACUCUCCCAAUCUCGGACCCCACUUUAUGGUCAUAUCCCAUUCCCAUACCACGCCGCGAUGUGUUUGACAUCCGCGCGCAGCUGAUGGCUGAAGCCGACUCGGAAACAAACUCAAAUGAGACGUUAAUAGCGGGUUUAGAAGCCGGCGAUAUUACUCCGGCGGUGUAUGAAGGCGGAUUCAAGACAUGGGAGAGUGCGAUUGAUCUUGCCAGGACUGCAGCCGAGAGGCUUGGUCCCGCUUUUGAAGAUGAGGUUGACGAUUUGGACCUGAUAGAGCUAGGCGCCGGGACUGCAAUACCUUCCCUUCUUUUAUUACGAUUAUUCCUGCAAAGCUCGCCCAAGACUACCCAACAGACACGGAAAAUCAACUUCAUCUUAGCAGACUACAACGCUGCCGUCUUGAGUCUCGUCACUCUUCCUAACAUCCUUCUCACCUGGUAUACGUGCUGCAAGAAUCCCGAAGCGGAGUCAGAGUCUGAACUUCAGAUCGAUUCCGCCCUCCUUGACUCUUUUCGCCAUGACCUCUCAGCCCGCGGAAUAUCGCUCUCCUUCAUUUCAGGAGGCUGGUCACCUCGCUUUGUCGAUCUCAUAGCCCCCGAAUCGAACGCGAAGAGCCUAAAUAACACACACCAAACAUUUAUACUCGCCAGUGAAACGAUAUAUUCUCCCACCUACCUCCGGCCAUUCGCAGAGACGCUGACGGGGUUGUUGCGCAGAAGAACCAGACCCGUACCCGGGGCUGCCCAAAACAAAGCGCGGACACGAGCUCUCGUCGCUGCGAAGAAGGUGUACUUCGGAGUUGGAGGAGGUGUGGAUGAAUUUCUAGAAACGUUGAAAGAAAUCGGUGGCGAGGACAUGCACACGCAAGAGGUGACCAUGGUUCUGGACCAAGGUGUGGUGAGGGUGGUGCUGGAGAUCACAGUUUAA